GAUCUUCGAUGUCUCCAAGCCACAGUUCACUAGUUGCUUUCCGGCCACAAACAACAGGUCGACAAUUUUUUGCGAUUAUUGUUAUCCUGGCUACUGUUAGUGAUAAAUAGAUAAGAGUACAACAUUAGUGCGUAGUUACCACAACGAUAUCUGUACAAAAUGCGAGUGUUUUUGUGUUUGGUGGCCGUUUUUGGCGCAGUUGCUGCUGUCUCUGCUGAGGAAGAUGGAGCUAUCCUGACCGCUAUCAAGGUUAUGAAGGACUGUGAGAAUAAGCCAAUAUUUUUGUGCUUGAAGGAACGGGCUCUGCACUUCAUUGACUCCCAACAAGGCGACAUCGUAUUAUCCGAAGGUGUUCAAAUGGUAAAAACAGACGACCUCCCAACCGGCCGAUCACUCGACGAUACUCCACUUUCCAAUGACUUGGAAACUCGUGAAAAUGAGGUAGAUAUGCUCCUGGUAGAUCGAGUCGCUCGGUUCUUCGGUACGCAUACUCUGCAAUUCAAAAUGCCAAAGGACUCUGUCGAAGAAAUCCAGCGAUCUCUCGAUGAAGCUCGCCGUCGCAAGAAGAAGGCCAAGCGCAUCUUGAUGCCACUUUUGCUGUUGCUUAAGCUGAAGGCUGCCGCCCUAUUGCCAGUCGCCAUUGGAUUCUUGGCUUUGAUCGCAUUCAAGGCUCUGAUCGUGGGAAAAAUCGCACUUAUUUUGUCAGGAAUUAUUGGAUUGAAGAAGCUCUUGGAAGCCAAGAACUCAACGCAAAACUACGAGAUUGUUUCUCACCCUCAAUACUCCCACUCGGCCUCCUACGACGAGCACGGCGGUCACUACGCCCGAUCGCUUUAUGCAGACAAUCUUGCUUAUUCCGCUCAAUCCAAAGGCCAAUAAUGAUGAUCAUUGAUUAGCUCCGAUAAGUUCCAAUUAAUUUAUUUAUUUAUGUAUUUAAGUAAAGCAGGAUCGUCAGACAUGGUGAUUCAAAUUGAACCAAAUAAAAUACCAGUGCAAUCUAAA
This is a messenger RNA of Hermetia illucens (black soldier fly), 1002 nucleotides long. RefSeq lists its product as uncharacterized. NCBI's taxonomy places the organism in Eukaryota, Metazoa, Arthropoda, Insecta, Diptera, Stratiomyidae. The transcript is spliced from 3 exons. Bases 160 to 879 code for a protein of 239 amino acids. The record is from RefSeq and is a predicted model, not a curated record.